Fusarium keratoplasticum is the source of this 1065-nucleotide messenger RNA. RefSeq names its product CrtC domain-containing protein. The transcript has a single exon. The record is from RefSeq and is a predicted model, not a curated record. Bases 1 to 1065 code for a protein of 354 amino acids. NCBI's taxonomy places the organism in Eukaryota, Fungi, Ascomycota, Sordariomycetes, Hypocreales, Nectriaceae.
AUGGCUCAGCCGAACCAGGGUCGCCUUCUCACCGAUGACGCGAGCAUGAGUGAGCUUGGACUGCAUCGGUCAAAAUUCGAGGAAUGGGAGGAUGGCCUGCGCAGUCCAAAUACCGAAAGUGGGGAGUACGAGUGGUGGUACGCUGAUGGACACCUGCAAGAUGGCUGGUUUGUCCAAGUAGCCUUCUUCUACAACUCCGAAGGCGCUGGUACCAAGGCAGGACUCAUCGAUUUCAACAUUGCCAAGGACGGGGAAAAGGUCUGCGACUUGCACAAGCGAUUUGAGCUGUCGGCCAACUUGCAAGUUGGCAAGGAUAAAUGCCAUGUGCAAUUCGAAAAGAGUUCUUUCCGCAGCAUUGAUGGCUUACGGAAGUAUCACAUCCACGUCGACCCGGACGAGAUGGAAGGCUUCGGUGCCGACGUAACGAUUACAGCAGCCACCCCAUCCUAUCGCCCGGGCACAGGUCGGUGGGAUGUGGACGGCCGUCACUUCUCCUGGUUUGUGGCUGUUCCUGGCGGUCAGCUCACUGGUGAAAUCAUCACCAACGGCACCAAAACAAAAGUUGAAGGAAACGCCUAUCACGAUCACAACUGGGGCAACGUGCCGAUGGAAAAUAUCCUCGACAACUGGCUUUGGGGGCGCGCUGACGUACAUGGUCUUACUAUUGUCUCCGCGUCUGUAAGAUUUCGUCAGGACUGUGGCGGUCGAGAGGUCCCUUUGCUGUUCAUCGUUCAGGGGGAUGAGGUUCUGGUGAAUGCAGUCAAUGAACAGCUUGUGUGCCUAGAAGGGGUUAAAAGGUCCCAUCCAGUCACCAGCAAGCCGACAAGCACUGAUUGCAUUUAUCUUGUUAACUCGGCAGGAGAAGGUGCAGCGGAAGUCCGAUUCAACGGCCAGAGCAAGGUGGUUGCAACAUUCCCAUUCCCAACUACCUCAAAAGACUGGGAAACAUGGUAUACGAGGUAUGCGGGACUAGUAACAGUUAACAUUGUCGAUGGCGAGAAGCGUAUUCGCACAUCCGAUCUGGGUACGUUGGAAGUUAUGGAUUUCUUCGGCCGGAAGAAGUAG